AGUUACCAAAUCUCCGCUUCUCAAUAUUAUCAUCACCGUCGAAAACGGGAAAGAAACCAAGUCAAAAGCGGCGCGCUUAAAAAAACCUGACACUUCACUUUAUACCAAAUCCCCUCUCUCUCUCUCUCUCUCUCACACACACUCUCAAUGGACACCAACGCCGACGAAACGACGCCGUCUCGGGGCUUCUACGCGAGAGGCGCCGGAGGCAAACUCAAGAAGCCGCCGUCGCGCAAGCCGCCGACUACUCCUUACUCCCGUCCGCCGACGAACCAGGCCGAGCGGGGGAAGCGGCGCUGGCUCUCCAGCGUCGUUGAUCCGGCUUAUCGCCUCAUCUCCGGCGGCGCCACCCGGCUGUUCACCUCUUUCUUCUCACCCGGCGCCACCCUGAGUUCCGCCAGUGCCUUACCCGCGCCGCCCAAUGUGCAGCGUCACGAGGAUGAACAGGACGCAGAGAUUGAGCAGAAUGCUGGUGGAGACGAGCGCAAUGGUGAUUUAAAUAAUUGGGUGAGUAGAACUGAAACAGGAGGUCCUAGCACAGUAGGGAAUAGUUCAAAUGAUGAUUCUGGUUUUCAAGGCCACAGUGUAGACGACAACAGAAACCUUUCUGCUGAGAGUGGGCUUUCUGAAAUUGAGCAGCUACUGAAGGGGAAAAAGUUUUCUAGGGAUGAAGUCAAUCGCCUGAUGGAAAUUAUUCAAUCAAAGGCUGUUGAGCAUCCUACCAUGGGGCACGGAAAGGAAAAACUAAGCACUACUGCUGGAGGAGAAGCCAAGGGGACUGUAAUUACUCAUGCUGUUCCAAAGGCGUUAUCUGGAGAAAAUCGGGAGGAUAUGAGUAAAGCAAUCUGGGGAACCUCCACCCCUCUACCCCAGUCAGCUAGGCGAGAGGAGAUUGGCACUUCACCCUCACAUAUUCAGAGGCGAGACGAGAUUGGCGCUUCACCUAUUGAAAUUGCAAAAGCAUAUAUGGGAAGCAGAACAUCAGAUAUUGAUGAUAGGGUAGUACUGCAUAAUAAUGAGGUUGCAUCAACACCAUUCAUUCCAGCACCUUCCCCUAAGCCAUCAACAUGUUGGCCUGGUUCCAUGGUACAAAAUCAACGCGAUUAUUCAACCCCACAGAGUGAAAGAGGCAGAUUUGGCCUGCAUAAUUUUCCCAGAACCCCUUAUUCAAGAACUAUCUUUUCAAAAUCGAAGUCCAAGUUCAGUCCAUUGCAAGGUGGUGAUGAUAAGGCCCAAAGAACAUCAUCCACUCCUUUUAAGCACCUGCAAACUCCUGUAUUUGGGCAGACUUCUGGGAAGCCAAAAGGUGACGCAUUGGAUGGUGGCUAUGGAUCAUCAGUAGGACCAAUUCGCAGGACACGCCAUAAAGUAGCGACACAAACUCCCCCUAGAGGAUCUCCUUAUGUUCAUUCAUCUUUGAUUGGAACUCCACGUGUGGAAAAUUCCCACAUCCACAAAGAAUUUUUGCCUGCUGGCAAGAAGAAUUUUGAACUUGGAGGAAUAAGUGGCAACUCUCCGUUCCAGUCAAUAGAUAGAAAGUCUUCAAGCUCUCAAGUGGGUGUUCAUCCACAGUCUAGUCAGUUAGCAAGGACAAUUUUGGAGCACCUUGACAGAAAUUCACCCACUCCUAGAGAUAAGUCAGAGGAGUUGAAGCUAGCGACUGGGUGGAAGAAGCCCCCGACUUCUGAUAUUCCUUCUCUCAACCAGAAUGGAGAUGAUAGCUUACCUUUAGGAGGGUCCAGUUCCGGUAAAGUCAUAAAUAAUGAUAACCAGAAAAAGCCUGCUCUGGAGAAUGCUGACAAGUGGAACUCUCUGUUUAAGGUUCCACCUCCUAAGCCUACUGUAAAAGUUGCUGAUGUUGUAAGCAAUGGUCCUUUUGGUGAUGGGAAUGCUGGAAAAUCUCUAGCCAAGAGCACAGAGGCUUUUCCACAGACUACCUUAACUGCUGUUGAUUCGGAGGUUCUAAAUCAACCGAAGAAGCUCCUCUUUCAACCUUCAGGGACUAAACGUGUAUUCCCGGCUAUAUCUGUUGACAAGUCUACCUUCACAUUUCCGGUGUCUACAUCUUCUACGGUGUUUUCAGAACCACCCACACCGUCCAUUAUGCCAACUUUCUCACCUAGUCCUGAUCGUCAGCUAAAAGAUGGAGAUACAGCUGUUCCUACAUACAGUUUUGGAUCCAAGAAGUCUGAUCGCCUUGUAUUUACAUUCCCUUCUAUCGGUGAUGCAACCCAGAUUGUUACUUCAGAUAUUAAGUUCAGCUUUGGAUCAGAUAAGCCAAGGCUGUCUUUCAAAGAUGCCAUCUGCCAUUAGUUAACAAGAUAUGUUAGGAUGUUUCAUCCUUUUUAUUCUGUAGGGGUGUAAUAUUCUUUUCAAGAGUCUGUCAAAUAUUGUAUUUCAACCCAUGCCUCGAUGUACCCUGGACUUGGAGCGAGGCGGGUAACCAGUUUAGUGAAGGUGAUUA
Fragaria vesca subsp. vesca is the source of this 2464-nucleotide messenger RNA. RefSeq lists its product as uncharacterized. Bases 148 to 2313 code for a protein of 721 amino acids. The record is from RefSeq and is a predicted model, not a curated record. The transcript is spliced from 8 exons. NCBI's taxonomy places the organism in Eukaryota, Viridiplantae, Streptophyta, Magnoliopsida, Rosales, Rosaceae. Gene Ontology annotation, biological process: nuclear membrane organization. Gene Ontology annotation, cellular component: nuclear envelope.